Molecule: messenger RNA, 2841 nt
Organism: Acanthaster planci (crown-of-thorns starfish)
Lineage: Eukaryota; Metazoa; Echinodermata; Asteroidea; Valvatida; Acanthasteridae
Product: microfibril-associated glycoprotein 4-like
Source: RefSeq, a predicted model, not a curated record
AUUAUCUCUUAAUUCUGGCAAAGCUAUGGCACUGGUAGUGUGGGCUGCGCGAUAAAACAUGGCCUUGGUACAAUCACAUGUGGUAAUUAGUCUACUUUUAAUUAUCACUUCUCAAGUGUCUAUCGGCGAUAUUCAAAUUAUUGGUUAUAUUGAUCAGGUUUGGAUGAAGGAAUAAAGUGCGGAUGGAAUAUAUUCCGCAAUCAAGCAGAAAAAGAAAAAAAUGUCUAGCCAGCGGUUGUGUAACGCAUUGAGUGAGCUCGCUCGUUUGGCAGAAAUGUACCCACAAUGCUUUGCGCGUCGUUAGCUGUGACCCUUCUUGAUGUAUUUCCUUCGCCAGAAAUCUUUCCAAGGUCAGCAACCCUUCCCAGCUCCCAGUUCGGGCGCUGGGCAACGAGCGCAGACUGUCUGUUGCAAACGCAAUCUUGUCACGUAUAACACUGAAGUCUUACACGUGCAGUCUUUUUGUAUAGAGUGUGCGAUAAACAGACGUUCACGGUGAAUAAAACAAAUCCUGAACAACUACCCACUACGAGCCCAGUCUAAGUUCAAAGUUACCUCUAAUAUGGCUUGGGUUCAGCUGAUUGCCUUUCUGGCAUUCAUCGUGUGCGGGGUUUUCACUGACAGCACGGUGGGCAAUGAUCCCAUCCGUGGCAGUGGAGCUCAAACCGUCUACGAGCAGCAUAUCAUUAUCAACCCGCUGGAUGGUCUCUCGUGCUCCGGGACUGUUUGUAACUACUCCACAAUCCAAGAAAUUGUCUCCGGUGAGUUACAGAAUACGACUCGUCGACUGGCUCAGCUGGAAACACACAUUGCUAGCAAAUCAGAUGUCAUGACACUAUCUACAGAGUUGACUUACGUCAAACUACAGCUAGAAAAGAUAAAGGAAUCCGUCAGUGAGCUUGCUGAACUCCUGAAAAACGCCACAGUUAUCCCUGCUACAUCUCCAUUUAUGUCACCCGCGCCUCCCAAGGACUGCUCUGACGUCUUUGCAAACGGCGUUACUACCAGUGGUGUGUAUAAGGUCCAACCUGCCGGUCAUGAAUGUUCAUUUAAUGUGUACUGCGAUAUGGAGACAGACGGCGGCGGAUGGACGGUGUUUCAGCGGCGUCAAGAUGGUAUAGUUGACUUCUACCGCGACUGGGAGAGCUACCGCCAGGGCUUCGGUGAUUUGAACGGUGAAUUCUGGCUCGGCAAUGACAACCUGCACCGACUCACCGCUCAGGGCGAGUACAGACUGCGCGUCGAUCUCGAGGACUUCGAAAACAUCACUGCGUAUGCCGAGUACGACACGUUUCGUGUUGCUGAUGGGAGGGACAGCUACCAGUUGACGGCGAUAGGAUAUUCAGGAACGGCUGGUGAUUCAUUGUCUGGUCACAGUAACCAUCCCUUCAGCACCAAAGACCGCGACAACGACUCCAGCGAUUCUGAAUGUGCUAUAGCUUACUCCGGCGCCUGGUGGUACUCAAGCUGUCACUCCUCCAAUCUGAACGGCCUGUACCUCAGUGGGGAGACGGAUGUCUACGCCAAGGGCGUAGUUUGGCAAGGGUUUAAAGGGUACUACUACUCACUGAAACGUACUGAGAUGAAAAUCAAGAUCACAUAUAAUUAGGUCUCAAGAGUUAAUCUUAGGCCAACUUGUUCGUAUCAGGAACCUAGAUGGACGAAAUCUCGUAAAUUCAUUUAUAAUUCCAAUCGUUUUUUUUUUUCUGGGCAUAUAUUUAUCCACAUUUUUCUCUUUAGAAACUUCGGUCAGCAAUUAACACAACCUUGCUAUCUUUUUUAUAAAUUAAUUUUAAAAAUAUGUAGGCAAGUCCUAAACGUCAAUGUUCAGCUGAUUGAAAUCGUUCGUCAAUACUUCAAACAUUUGUAGAUUUUAAUUGGUAUGAGUAGUCCGGGCAACCCCUGCAGAAGGAAACCAAUUCCGCAGAUGAAACCUCUCAGAAAUUCUGGUCUUAAAUCAUUUCGUUUUUUAUUUUAGUUUCCUUAACUGCUUAUUGUAACUCACGAUGCCCCUGCAUGACUCACUGAGCAAUUUUGCUUUUGGGUGGGACAAGCCAUCUUUUGUUUCAGCAUCCAGCAAAUAUUUGCCAGAACUGUUUUAAUUUUAAAUCCAAACUUUAUUCCCAGGAAUCAUACAAAUCACUUUCGUGUGCAUGCUUGUAAAUGAAUACAGUGAGCAUUGGCUAUAAUAUUUUUGACAGAUCUAUUAUUAGAAAGAAGUUGACUCUCAUAGAAUUGGUUUCAAAAUGAACAGAAGGCAUUAAAGGGAAAAUGCUUGCAUUCUCGACACUUCUACAUACAGACCACAGACCACAUAGGUCUGCCUUUCCUAGACCGGUACACUUUUUCACCCGCGUCACGGGAUUGCGCUAAAUGUAAACAAUACUUGAAUAAGUAGAUUACCAUCACAAUACUAUGCACUCAUUACCAUCACAACACAUUGCGGUCCAGUACGAUUGUGACAUCACAGGAAAAAGGUUUAUUCACAUCGGAGCCAUGAGUUUUUUUCAGUUGUUGAAUUGUGUAUUUAUAAGCGUCUAUAUGAAAUGCGUCUACAGGACAGUUAUUUUUUACCUCUCCAGUCAUAGAUUUUGAGCCUUUGAACGUUUGCCAUCGCUACAAGUUGCAUUGCAGCUGUAAAGACCAUUUACAAAACGCUGUUGCAGGAGAACACAAGCUAGAACUAGACGUUUCUGAUGCUUGGCGGAGGAAAUUGUAGCUUAGUUUACAAGUAUGGAGCAUAUCGACUAACAUGAGGAUAAUAGUGAAGUGUGUUGCUGAAAUGUACUUGUUUAAAAAUUGUAACUGAAUAAAACAAGCUUGUAUCCUGGUAUUACUCGA